Stegodyphus dumicola is the source of this 585-nucleotide messenger RNA. Its product is annotated as protein tolkin-like. NCBI's taxonomy places the organism in Eukaryota, Metazoa, Arthropoda, Arachnida, Araneae, Eresidae. Gene Ontology annotation, molecular function: zinc ion binding; calcium ion binding; metalloendopeptidase activity. Gene Ontology annotation, biological process: proteolysis. The record is from RefSeq and is a predicted model, not a curated record.
GCAAAUUCUGCGGCGAAACGAAAGUUCCAGAUGUACUUGUAAGCAGCAAGUACCGCAUGCUGAUCACCUAUAAAACUUCCUUUCACAAUGCCGGCCAUAAAGGUUUUAAAGCCCACUAUGAAGCAAUUUGUGGCGGUGACGUGUAUCAAGAAAAAGGAAUACUUCACAGUCCCAACUACCCAGAGGACUACUGGCCCAAUAAAGAAUGCACGUGGAGAAUAACUGUUCCAGACAACCACCAGGUGGCGCUGAAAUUUCAAUCUUUCGAGAUCGAAAAUCAUGACAACUGCGUAUAUGACUAUUUGGAAAUCCGUGAUGGACACGAGAGCACAAGUCCUUUGUUGGGAAGGUUUUGUGGAUACAAGAAUCCGGAGGAUAUCCGCUCUUCAGGGAACAAGAUGACAGUCAAGUUUGUGUCUGAUAGAUCGGUUCAGAAGGCUGGAUUUGCAGCCGAUUUUAUUAAAGAACUAGAUGAAUGCAAGGGCGACCACGGAUGUGAGCACGAGUGCACAAAUACUCUCGGUGGAUAUAAAUGUGAAUGCAGAAUUGGAUACGAGCUGCACUCGGAUGGCAAAAAGUGUGAAG